Naumovozyma castellii is the source of this 993-nucleotide messenger RNA. It is a transcript of the gene UNG1, whose product is annotated as uracil-DNA glycosylase. The record is from RefSeq and is a predicted model, not a curated record. Lineage: Eukaryota; Fungi; Ascomycota; Saccharomycetes; Saccharomycetales; Saccharomycetaceae. The transcript has a single exon. The coding region runs from base 1 to 993 and encodes 330 amino acids.
AUGACGGUUUCGAAACGUACACAGACUACCAUUGAAGAUUUUUUUGGUAAAAAUACAAGCAUGUCAAAGAAGCAAAAGAUAGAAAAGACUAUAGUAGAAACUAAUACCAAUAUAAUAAGUCAAAAAUCAUCAAUUCAAGGGAAUGAAUCAAAGAUUUCAGAUAUACCCGAAAGCAAUUUGAAGACACAAUUCCGUGCAUCACUGGACAAUGAUACUUCUGCACUAUUAUCCUGUGAACUUGAUACCAUGGAAGAUUCAUGGUUUGCUCAACUAAAAGAUGAGUUUAAGAAACCUUAUUUUUUACAAUUAAAGAAAUUUGUUACUGAAGAACAAAAGAAACAAAAAGUGUUUCCCCCAUCAAGGGACAUAUAUUCAUGGACAAGAUUGACACCAUUCAAAGAUGUUAAGGUGGUUAUAAUAGGCCAAGACCCAUAUCAUAAUCAUGAUCAAGCACAUGGAUUGGCUUUCAGUGUAAAACCUCCUGUUCCAGCACCUCCAUCAUUGAAAAAUAUAUACAAGGAAUUGAAACAAAACUAUUCUGAUUUCAUAAUUGAUAAUACAGUAGGAGAUUUAACUCCAUGGACUACACAGGGCGUACUAUUGUUAAAUACAGCAUUGACCGUCAGAGCACACAAUGCUGGUUCCCAUUCAAAACAGGGUUGGGAACAAUUUACUAAAAGAGCUGUGGAAUUAUUGAUUGCUGAUAGAGAAAAAACUGGUCAAAGCCUGGUUUUUUUACUUUGGGGUAAUAAUGCUAUCAAGUUAGUUAGCUCAAUAUUGAAGGGAGAUGAACAUAAGUACAAGAACAUCUUGGUUUUAAAAUCAGUCCACCCAUCACCAUUAAGUGCCAGUAGAGGGUUUUUUGGUAAUAAUCAUUUUAGGAGGAUUAACGAAUGGUUAUAUAAUGAGAGGAAGGAGAAAAUGAUUGAUUGGAGUGUAGAACCAGGUUCAUCUAUUAAAGAAAUAAGUGAAUCUAAUCAAAAGUUAAAUUAG